Molecule: messenger RNA, 4629 nt
Organism: Polistes dominula (European paper wasp)
Lineage: Eukaryota; Metazoa; Arthropoda; Insecta; Hymenoptera; Vespidae
Cellular component (GO): extracellular region
Molecular function (GO): chitin binding
Source: RefSeq, a predicted model, not a curated record
AUAAUAAGAGAAAGUUUGAAUUUAUAUCCUUGCUUAAUAGUUACUUUUUUCGAUGAAAUAGAAAAAUCAAAGUGUUAACAUUAACAACAAUCCUUUUAAAAACAAUCUCAAAAAAUGAAAAUAUGUUAAAAAUGGCCAAUGUCUAUUGAUGGAACGUAAAAAAAUUGAUCGAUUCGUGCUAAGUCGAGUAAAUGCGUGAGUGAACGAAAGAGAAACAGAGAGGGAGAAAGAGAUAGAGAGAAAGAGAGAAUCAAUGAUUACGUAAGACGAAAGUAAUUCCCUGGAGAAGAGCAAAGAAGGACGUUAAAAAUGUGGUGGCGAAGAAGGAAGAGGAGGAGAAGUUGGAGGAGAAGGGCAUAUGUGCAGAACUGAGGCAAUGUCAUCGAACUUACAUAAUAUGUUUAUAUGUACGUGUGUCGUCUUUCUUGAAUUUCUACCUACCUUACUACUACCUAUGGUCAGAUGCAAUGCGCAUCUGGGUCAUAUAGUUUUGCUUUCGCCAAAAAGAUGCUGAAGAUAUUUUUUUUUUUUUCUCUCUAUUUCCCGAAACUCGUAGUAUAUCCAAAGAAAUGACGUUUCCUUAAAAAUGUCCUAAUCUCCUUUUUUGUCAAUCUACACUAAUGAGCUGUAAUGAUUUUUUCAGGCAUAUGAAAGAGAUGUUUUUAACGAAGCAAGGAAAGUUUUUCUAAGAGGAUGACUUAAGGCGCGGCGGCACUCGGACAUUCUUUUCGCGAGGGAUGGUACGAGCGAUGGCCAGGUGAGAGGUAGAAAGCGAGGAAGAAAGGUAAGAGGUACGAAGAAGACUCGGCAAGGAACGAUCAUCGAGAAGUGGCAGUGCAUCGGGUGCUUCGCAGUGGACGGACGAUGUCGGUCCUACGAGACUUUUGAGACACAUAAUAACGUCACGCAAAAAUGCCAAUCAUCCAGCUUCUUCUAUAUCUCGUGACCGUAGUCUUGUGCAACGUUCACGGUAGUCUUGAGCAUGAAGUCCCACGGAGAAGCUUCCUGUCGCGCAGAGCGAUUGAUGGUACUAGAGGAAGAAAAUAUUUUGAUCCCGAGGAAGAGGGUACCUUCGAUAGCUAUGGAUCAGCCGGUGGCCAAUAUGAUCGAUAUAAAGAUAAACAAGAUCACAGUGACAUCAGGAUGAAUAUCCCCGGUGAACCGGAGAUCGAUUAUCCAGCUUACACUACAUUACCGCAGACAGGUUUUUCGUGUGAAGGGCGUUCACGCGGAUAUUAUGCGGACGAAGUAGCUGGAUGCCAAGUAUUUCAUGUUUGUCACGACAUCUUGGUUUCCUCGUUCUUGUGCCCGAUUGGAUCCAUCUUCAGUCAAAAGCUUCUCACUUGCGAUUGGUGGAGUAAAGUUGAUUGUUCGACGACUCGCAAAUUUAUUGAAAUAAAUCACGAUAAUCACUAUCAAGAAGACGACGACGAAUUGAUACGCAAAGCUUACGGUAUGAUGGGUCUGCAAACUGGAACGGAUGUUGCCAGUGACGAAUUAGUAGAUCCUGAUAGAGGAGGAAAGAUCAUCGAUUAUAUUACGAUCGAUUCUACUAGGAAUGAUUUACCAGUUUAUCGCAAUGAUCUUCCACGGGAGAAAACUCUCCCCAAUCAGUUUUUUUCUACUUACGAAGAACAUUCAGAAAGAGUAAAUCCAAUCUAUCCUAAUUCUUUCUAUAGUAAACAUUAUUUCAAUCGACCGUAUCAAGAUUCGCCUAUAAUUCGUAUCGAAAAAAUUGAAGAAGAAAAUUAUCGAGAGAAAGAGCCAAGGAAAUAUGAUUACCAGGAUAUUCAGGACAAAUUAGGAAAAAGGAUAAAUGAGUUUCAGCCGUCAUAUGCGCCAACCGUACCGACUGUAACUACUACCACAAGGAAAUUGUAUUCGCCAACAAUACCGACGACUAAUAGACCUUCAACUUUAGUUUAUAACAGGUUCGAUCAAGACAUCGAAAGUUCCGAUCAUCUUUACACGCACAGCCAAGAAUCUAAAAGCUUCUUCACGCUAUCCACCCUUUCUAGUUUUAAUCAAAAUUCAAAAGGAAAGUACAACGACAGUAAUCCGCAAAGCUACAAAAACUAUAAUGAAGAUCUGGAUCACGAUCAUUUGAAAGACGAACCUUCGGAUAGUUACGAAGUUGUUAAACGUAUCGAUUCAGUCGAUGAACGACUUGAAGAUUCAUUCAUCGGAGAAGAAUAUAUUGAUGAUAUUGAAUUAAAAGAAAGUAUUGGCAUCGGUCGAGCUUUUAAUAAAUCAAGCAAAUUCAGGAUUCACGUGCAAGAUUCAAAAGACAAUGCGAAAGAUACGAAUGAAGAUAGUUCCUUGUCCCUAGACUCAAAUCGGAAUAAUUUAACCGAAUCGAUUAGAAGUAAUAUAAAACCGAUCGAUCAGUGGCCAACUGAUACGACCGAUACUCUAAAUUAUGCAAGUAUUUUAGACAAAAGUACAACUCCUAUUGUCGAAUAUUUAUCGCGUUUCAAAUUUGAAGGCAUUAAUACAGAAAUAGAAGAAUCAUCGACUACUUUGUCGUACAAGGAAAAUCUAACGUCAACGGAAACAACGAUAUCAUUAGAUACGAAAUUAUAUUCUACGGAAAAUCCAGAUCUUUUUAACAAUGACGAUUUCAAGAGUGAAACAAUUAUCGAUUCGACUAUUUUACAACCUGACAUUAUUUUAAAACCACCAGUUAUUACCGAAGCGAAAUUUCGAAUAAAUGUUCCAGAUUAUCCUUCAACUAAAACACCCAUUUUUCAUACGUCGCACCAUACAAAUAUCUACUCCGAGGUGCAAAGUACUACACAAAUCCCAAUAGAUGAACACUUAAUUAAUGAAUCAACGAACCUAUCGGUACCUUGGUUCCAGCAAACUACUGAUUUUCCGGCAACAGACAUAGAACCUCCGUUCAUUGGCUUCAAUUUGAAGGAUACCGUCGACGAGAUUGUCACCCAAACUUCCAGAUUUGAUACGUCUAUUCAAAGCAAAAAAGAAGACGAAAACGCUCGAAGAAACUCGAGGCAACAGGAAGAAGGAAAAUUCGUUAGCGAAUUGAUAGGAAUUUCCAAUGGAGACGAUCGAGCAAAAAUUGCGACAAGUUUCAAAUCUAUAUCAAAUAUAGAAGAUGCGAUCGAACUAAACAAGUCCCCGUAUGAAAUAUCCGUGACCCUGAAUCAAAAAAAUGAAUCAGUACCAACCAAAGAUGACUUAAUUAGUAGCUUAAUCAAAGUACAUGAGAGAAACAAUUCUCGUCUUGAUAGAUUAGGUCAAGUCGAAAUUGUCGAAUCUAUCGAGAGCGUUACUGAGAGUCGAAAUAGCGAUUUUCCAUAUAACGAUAAUAAUAAAAUACCUUUUUUCAAAGAUACAAUAAAUUUUUCGAACAAUCAAAAGAAAGUAGAAGGCAAUAUUGGUUCUGAUAGAUUAGAUCAAAUCGAAAUUGUCAAAUCUAUCGAGGGGGUUACUGAGAGUCGAAAUGGCGAUUUUCCAUAUAACGAUAAUAAUAAAAUACCUUUUGUUAAAGAUACAAUGAAUUUAUCGAGCAAUCAAAAGGAAUUAGAAGGCAAUGCUGGUACGAGUAACGUAAACGCUUUAAGUCUUCUACAACUAAUGGCAGAAUUACUCAAAAUCGAUCAUAUUCCUCGACCUUUCUCCUUAAAUCAUUUUCAAGGAUUAAAAUCAAAUGUAGAUUCUAACCAGGAUCAAAGUGUAUUACCUAUCACGACGAUUAAAUCCAUUGACGAUAGGUUAUCAAGAGAGAACAUUUUCGAGAGUGUCAAUCCUAAUAGUGAUAAAAAAAAUGUCAUGCCACGAUUAAGAGAUAUUUUGGAAGGAAUUCCACAAAGUAUUUCGAAAGAUCGAGUCCUGGACGAAUUGACCAACAAUUUUGAUAGGCCGUUAAACAAUGUAGAAAAUCGUCUAACAAUUAGUCAGCUACCUCAAAUACAAAGAUCUUUAGAUUUUGAGGAGUCUAAGGAAUAUGAUAACUCUUCAACGACGUCAUUUCGAAAAACGACCACUACCACAGAAUCCGUUAAAACCGUUGUGGAAACGGAGUUCCUACCUUCGAUAGGAUUUUCUUUCGAUACGAGCGAAGGUCGAAAUAAAUACAUCGAUGCUAUUCUUAGUGGUUUAUUAGACGAAUCGAUUCACGAAAGUAACACAAAUAAAUCACUGAACGUGGAGACGACGAUUGAUAAAUCAUCUCACAAUGAUUCUCGAUCUUCAUCGGCUCAAAUUUAAUAACUUAUACAUUAUUUUUUCAAUUCUCCUACUCUCUUUCAAAUGUGAUCACAUUCACGCACGCACACGCACACACACACACACACACACAGAGAGACAGACAGACAGAUAUAUGUAUAUGUAUAUAUAUGUGGGAUGAAAGUGAGUAUGCAUGUGUAUAUGAAUUGCUUAACUUGAAUGUGCGUUUCGAAAAGGAAAAAAAGAAUAUAUUAGCGAGUAAGCUUCGAGCUUAUCAAAGGGCGAUGAAAGAAUGUUGUUAAAAAGUUCCAGAGAGUAUAUCGAGGUGUGUACUACAUGUGUGUGUGCGUGUUACUGCGAGAAUUUUACUAUACUUAUUAAUUACCCCUCAAUAAAUUUAAUCCUACAUCUAUCUCUCUAUAUAUAUAUUUUUAAUAUAUG